CAAGCAGCUUAUGAAGACCUAUCCCAUUCUCCAGUUUGAGUGUGUAUUUCACUGCACUAUACUUGUUAAAGCCAAUGUCUUGUGAAAUGUAUCGUUUAUGGCAGUGAUAAAAAAUGAGGUUUCUCAUCACCUGCAUGCUUUUAUGAUUGACAUACAUCAGGCAAAAAGCGUAGUUGUCGACUUUUCUCAUGCAUCAUUCAACAGGAGACGAAAUGACUGCAAGCGGGUGCAAGAACUAGAUGUAGCCUACUAUAAAACAUGAACACUCCCACCCCUCAAAAUAGUGCAUGCCUUAAUCAAUACUGGACAAUGGUGAAAUAAUGCACUGCAGCAGUAACUGAAACCGCUUGUGUCAGCAAUGGACGGGAUGUCCAGGCACGCGCUGCGUCUCGUCUCAGCUGCUGAGCUCGAGGCACCAGUUGCUCAGUCGCUGCUGUGAUACUGGAUCUAGACCCGUGUGCCUCGUUCCUGAGUGAUGACAACAAUUACUAUACUCGAGCGACCUGAAACAAUCGCGGCGGAGGGAUAAACGAGGACGGACGCGUUUGCAUUUCCACGCCGCGUCGGUUCGUGCGCUCUGCUGAAUGACUAUGGUGGAGCUGGAGAAGGAGGUUCUGCCGCUGCCGCCUCGGUACCGGUUCCGAGACCUGUUGCUCGGGGACUGGCAGAGCGACGACAGAGUGCAAGUAGAGUUCUAUGUGAAUGAAAACACUUUCAAGGAACGUCUGAAGCUGUUCUUCAUCAAAAACCAAAGAUCCAGUUUGAGAGUGCGACUCUUCAACUUCUUCCUGAAGGUUCUGAGCUGCCUGCUCUACAUCCUUCGAGUCCUGCUAGACGACCCGCGGGAGGAGAGAGACUGUCCUGGCUGUCUCAGACAGAAUGCCUCUACCCACAACAGAAGCCAUUUUGACUGGUCCCUCAUUAUUUGGGUGAACAGGCCUCUGCCACUCUGGGCUCUUCAGGUGCUUGUUGCAUUCAUCAGUUUUUCAGAGACCAUGUUGCUGGUGUACCUCAGCUAUAAGGGGAAUGUUUGGGAGCAAGUGUUGCGCAUUCCAUUCGUUCUGGAGAUGAUCAGCGCCGUUCCUUUCGUGAUCACUGUGAUUUUGCCUUCCCUCAGAAACUUGUUCAUUCCUGUUUUCCUGAACUGCUGGCUGGCCAAACACGCUCUCGAGAACAUGAUUAACGACCUGCACAGAGCGAUUCAGCGAACACACUCGGCCAUGUUCAACCAGGUGCUCAUCCUCAUCAGCACCCUGCUCUGCCUCAUCUUUACCUGUAUUUGUGGUAUUCAGCACUUGGAACGAGCAGGGAACAACCUGACGCUCUUUGACUCUCUGUAUUUCUGUGUUGUCACGUUCUCUACGGUGGGAUUUGGGGAUGUUACACCUCAGAUCUGGCCCUCUCAGCUGCUGGUGGUCAUCAUGAUCUGUGUGGCUCUUAUAGUUCUACCAAUACAGUUUGAGCAGUUGGCUUUCUUGUGGAUGGAGCGACAGAAGUCUGGGGGGAACUACAGUCGCUAUCGUGCCCAGACCGAGAAGCACGUGGUAUUGUGUGUCAGCUGUCUCAAGAUAGACCUACUCAUGGACUUUCUCAACGAGUUUUUCGCUCACCCCAGACUGCAGGACUACUAUGUGGUAAUCUUAUGUCCCGCUGAGAUGGAUGUCCAGGUGCGAAGGAUACUGCAUAUCCCGCUAUGGGCUCAGAGGGUCAUCUACCUGCAGGGAUCUGCCCUCAAAGACCAGGACCUAAUGAGGGCCAAGAUGGAUGAUGCCGAGGCCUGUUUUAUCCUAAGCAACCGAUUUGAAGUGGACCGCUUUGCCGCUGACCAUCAGACCAUUCUUAGGGCCUGGGCCGUGAAGGACUUUGCCCCAAACUGCCCUCUCUACGUGCAGAUCCUCAAACCCGAGAAUAAGUUUCACAUCAAGUUCGCAGACCAUGUGGUUUGUGAGGAAGAGUUUAAGUAUGCCAUGUUGGCCCUCAACUGUGUGUGUCCUGCCACCUCCACCCUGAUCACCUUAUUGAUUCACUCCUCUAGAGGACAAACAGUAUCUUCAGAGGCCUUCAAGCAGCGAGCAGGCGCCUUCCAGCCCCUCAACAGGGAAGGCGGUGCUGGCUCUGUCGACCAAUGGCAGCGCAUGUACCGGCGGUGUGCAGCCAAUGAGGUCCACCACAUCCGGCUGGAAGAGAGCAAGUUUUUUGGAGAAUAUCAGGGAAAGAGUUUCACUUUUGCCUCCUUUCAUGCACAUAAGAAAUACGGCGUGUGUCUGAUCGGGGUGCGCAGGAUGGACACGGCCAACAUCCUCCUAAACCCCGGACCCUGCCACAUCAUGGGAGCUUCCGACACCUGUUUCUACAUCAACAUCUCCAAGGAGGAGAACUCGGCCUUUGUCAGGGGCCACAGAGAGCCAGUCAGGGGCCCGGGGGGCGACUCCAGAGGGGUCUCGCAGACAAUCUAUCAUGGCCUCACUCGACUACCAGUGCACAGUAUUAUAGCCAGCAUGGGCACGGUAGCCAUAGAUCUGCAGGACUCCAGUGACAGCAGUCCAGAAGGCUCGGGCCCGCCGGCUCUGGGCAGUGGGACCGUGAGCAGGACAGGCUCCAGGACGGAAGUGGGCGGCUGUAACACUCUAGCGCCGCCCGCCAUGAGUGGCUCAGGGGAGGAGAGGAGACACAGCAUCGCCCCCGUCCUGGAGGUGGUAGACGGGGUGCACAGCGCUACAUUUGACCUGCUAGGGGACCAAUCGGAGGACGAGGGAGGAGAGGAAGGGAAAGAGGAAGAGGGAGAGGAGCAGAAAGGCCAGUGGUGGGGAGCACACUGCGAAUGGGUCAAAGGCUACCCUCUUAAUUCUCCAUACAUCGGCAGCUCUCCUGCCCUCUGCCACCUCCUGCAGGAGAAAAUGCCAUUUUGCUGUCUGCGCCUGGAUAAGGCUUGUCACCAUAUGCCCUACGAGGACGCCCGCUCAUACGGCUUUAAAAACAAACUGAUUAUCGUGUCCGCAGAAAGCGCUGGAAACGGCCUCUAUAACUUCAUUGUGCCGCUGCGGGCGUAUUACCGGCCCAGGAAAGAGCUCAGCCCCAUCGUUUUGCUACUGGAGAAUGUACCUGAGCCAGACUUCCUGGAGGCCAUCUGCUGGUUUCCUAUGGUUUUCUACACAGUUGGCUCCAUCGACAAUUUGGAUAGUCUUCUGCGUUGUGGCGUGACGUUUGCUGACACCAUGGUUGUGGUGGACAAAGAGAGCUCCAUGAUCGCUGAGGAGGAUUACAUGGCUGAUGCCAAGACCAUUGUUAAUGUUCAGACGCUCUUCAGGCUUUUUCCAGCUCUCAGUAUCAUUACUGAACUCACCCACCCGGCCAACAUGCGCUUCAUGCAGUUCAAAGUGAAAGACCACUAUUCUCUAGCUCUCUCCAAACUGGAGAAGAAAGAGAGAGAGAGAGGCUCUAACCUGGUGUUCAUGUUCAGAUUACCGUUUGCAGCUGGGAAGGUGUUUAGUGUCAGUAUGUUAGACACUCUGCUGUAUCAGUCCUUUGUGAAGGACUACAUGAUCUCCAUCACCAGACUGCUGCUAGGUCUCGACUCCAUGCCUGGAUCUGGCUUCCUGUGUGCUAUGAAGAUCACAGAGGAGGAUUUGUGGAUUCGCACUUAUGGCCGUCUUUACCAGAAGCUGUGCUCGUCGACAGGAGACAUUCCCAUCGGCAUCUACCGCACUGAAGCGCAUAAACUGCCCGUCUCAGAGUCUCAGGUGUCCAUCACGGUGGAGGACUACGAGGAUACGCGUGAACCGCGCGAGCCUCUGCUCUGCCGCUCCGGUCUUCACCGUAACUCCACCUCGUCCGAGCCUCCCUCCUCCUCAUCAUCACAGGCCGUGGACCACCCGCUCCUGAGGAGGAAGAGCAUGCAGUGGGCGCGGCGGUUGAGUCGUAAAGGUGGACGGGGGUCCAGCGGGGCCAAGGGAGUGGGGAGCGCCGCCGAGCGCAUCAGCCAGCAGAGACUCAGUCUGUUCCGCCGCUCCGAGAGACAGGAGCUCAACGCUUUGGUCCGCACACGCAUGAAGCACCUGGGGCUCUCCCCAUCUGGAUUUAAUGGGAUGACAGACCAGGGCAACAGACUGUCUUAUAUUCUUAUCAACCCUUCACCUGACACACGCCUGGAGCUCCAUGAUGUCGUGUAUCUGAUCAGACCAGACCUUCUGUCACCAGUGCCUAACCAGGCCGGCGGGCGCAAGCCCAGCGCAGGGCCGGCGGAGGGACACAGAUUUGACACACAGGACAGCACUCAUCUAUAAACACAAGCACCACAGGCCACCAGCAGAACGAGAAGAUGGGGACAUUCUUAUACAGUACAUAUGUGUUUGUGUACGGUUGAGAGAGAGAGAUGAAUACCUGUGCUGAGUGGACGGUGAGCUAACAUACACUGUAAAAAGUGAUCUAGUUUUCAGUUGCCUUCAAUCAACUUUCAUGUUAAAUAGUCAAUUAAACACAAUUUUUUAAGCUUUCAUUGAAUCAGCUAAUGGAUUCUUUUCAAGAGCCAAAAUAAGAAUGACAAUUAAAUAUAUUUGUUUCAUUUUGGAAUGCAAUUUUGGAAUUUGAAGCUCGUUUCACAUAGUCUAAAAAAUGACUUAUUUUCCAUUAAAAUAUUCCAUUAAUAUAUGGUAACUGUAAUUGUCACAAUCAUAAUGGUCCUAAAAGUAGGCUUCAUUUUUUAUAAUUUUUCUCUUAAGAACAUGGUUAAAAUAAAUAAAAACAAUAUUGCCAUGCCUGCUUAUUAUAAGCACUUUUGGAUUUUUUUUUUUUUUUUUCAGUAAAUGUUUCAGGCUCAUGCUUUGCCCCAGUAGUACAAUAAAGUGACUUCUAAUAUAACUUGUACAAUCCUCACCAAACUACGUUAACUUAAGUUUAAGUAUGAUUCUGUAAAUAACAGGAGGUAGAAUGUUAAACUUUAAGGUUUAUCUAAUGUAUCUUAAAUGAUCCUUUCACAUGUAAAAGAUAAAAGCUCUCAGUGUAUAAAACAAAAGAGUCUGUACAAACCAAGAGUGAUUUUUCAAGAUGAAAACGCCAUCUUUUAGGCACGGGUCAUCCAUAAUUCUAAUUCUUUUAACAGAUUCUACACCACAAUUUGUGUUUUUGUAGGUCAAGGAAUGCUCAUAGCUUUGAUUCCCAGGGAAAAACACACAUAGUGAUAAUAAUUUACUUUAGAUACACAGUAAGAUUAAAAUAUAUGAUUGAAUUUCCAGACAAAGCAACUGGGUUACAAACAGGGAACAUUAAAACAUAAACAUAAAAUAAAGUUUUAAAAUACUCCUAGUUUAUCGAAUAUUUACUGUCUACACUUUUUAAUUCGUCAAGAUUACACAAAACGAACAAUAUAUCAGUCAUAUUAACAAUGACAAUUAUUGUAACAAUCGGAUUAAUAAUAAAGCACUCCAAAGAAUACAGAUGGAUUCCAAACUUUUGUAUAUUUAAGCAACAAAUCACUUUUUACAGUGUAAUCUAAUCCUUAUUUUCUUACUAAAGGACUUUCCAAAGCAUGGACCUUUGGAAGAAUUCAUUUACAUUUGAUUUUGUGCGUCAAAUUAUUUUUGAUGCCAGACAGCCGAGGCCACGUAAGUGCAUUUAUGAUGUACCUUGUGUUAGUCUCUGUGCAUGUGAAUGUAUGUUGAAUAGCCAGCACUGCCAAUCUUAACUUGGACCUCCAAAGGAACACGCUGCCAUAUGUCCAUGGACAGAGUUUGAUCUCUGUUGCUCUGUGUCAUGUAGAUUCAGUGUCUUGUCAGCCGCUCUGAGGACCAAGAAAGGCAGAGCUUGUACGUUUUGUGAAUGUUUUCUACCGUUCAACUGUCUCUGGACUUGCAUAUUGCUUUGCAAUCUGCCGAAAAGCAUCUUAUCAAAUAUCCAUUGAACCAAAUGAUUGAUCUACAAUCUUUCUCAUUCGUUUACCACGACAUCUGUUGGUUAUUCUCGGAGGAGGCUUUAGGAACAAGUCAAGUCAUCAUCUUUAAAGAAAAUGUAAUUCUUUCUGUAAAAAGUCUCUGUUUGAUCUUUGCUUUGAUAAGAUCAUCUGUUCAAGCUUUGGGUUUGUGAGUUUGUUUUAUUCCCCCUUCAAUUAUUGAAUGUUCAAUGUUUCUGCCUGUUUUUGCCAUUUUUCAGUAUAAUAUCCUGUUGCUGGCAUGCAUGCUAAAGAACAUGCAUGUAAAGACCAAGGGUUUGUUCGUCCUGCCAUGGAGUACAGGCGUGAGCGAGAAUGUACCGUCCUGCAGCUCUGUGAUGACGAUGCACUUUUGCCUUGAUUCAGUGCCAUUCAAACACACGAGCAUAAUAAAAUCAACCAAACC
Messenger RNA from Carassius auratus (goldfish), 6329 nucleotides. RefSeq names its product potassium channel subfamily T member 2-like. Bases 585 to 4283 code for a protein of 1232 amino acids. The transcript has 30 exons. Gene Ontology annotation, biological process: potassium ion transmembrane transport. NCBI's taxonomy places the organism in Eukaryota, Metazoa, Chordata, Actinopteri, Cypriniformes, Cyprinidae. Gene Ontology annotation, cellular component: plasma membrane. The record is from RefSeq and is a predicted model, not a curated record. Gene Ontology annotation, molecular function: outward rectifier potassium channel activity; intracellular sodium-activated potassium channel activity.